Molecule: messenger RNA, 477 nt
Organism: Penaeus monodon (black tiger shrimp)
Lineage: Eukaryota; Metazoa; Arthropoda; Malacostraca; Decapoda; Penaeidae
Product: 39S ribosomal protein L4, mitochondrial-like
Exons: 2
Coding region: 90-335 (81 amino acids)
Biological process (GO): translation
Cellular component (GO): ribosome
Molecular function (GO): structural constituent of ribosome
Source: RefSeq, a predicted model, not a curated record
AUGCUAUUAGGAUGCCAAAAGAAGAAGAAGAAAGCUUGCUACUGUAGAUCCUAUCAUUAAUAAAAAGGAUGGAGAAAUAGGAUAUAGCAAUGAUGUCAAUUCUGAAUAUUUUCAGCACUGACCUGAUGCCCCGGAAUAUUACCAUUGCCACAGAUACAAUCCAGCACAUGAAUCUCAUGCCAGUUUAUGGGUUAAAUGUGUAUAGUAUGCUAAAACAUUCUACACUUGUUUUGACUGUGGAUGCAGUACGUCGCUUGGAGGAAAGGAUACUUUAUCACUUGAAUAGGCCAGAUUUGCAUAAGGAGAAUGCAACCCCUUUCAACAAACAGAAUUAAUUUCCAGAAUAAUUUCAAGAUUAGAUACCUUCAUAAACAAUUGGUGUAUAUAGAGAAAGACACACGGCAGUUUAUGUGUUACCAAAUUGUACAGGUAAAUUUAUAAAGAAAAAGGUAGAGUUUAAUAAAUGUUAAAACUUUA